CCCUGACCCUCCCCUUCCCCGACCUCCUGGGGACGCCCCCUCCCCCCAGACCUCCCUCCUCCCAGUCUCCCCAGUGCCUCGGGCAGGGGUUAAACCCAGACUCUCUUCUGAGAAUUGAUGUCCAUUUCCAUCAUUUCUUUAAUUUGGUUGACACUUUGGAUAAACAUGGCACAGCUCCAGCAGGGAGGUCCAGAUGAAAAAGAAAAAACUACAGCACUGAAAGAUUUAUUAUCUAGAAUAGACUUGGAUGAACUGAUGAAAAAAGAUGAACCACCUCUUGAAUUUCCUGAUACUCUUGAAGGAUUUGAAUAUGCUUUUAAUGAAAAGGGACAAUUGAGACACAUUGCAACAGGGGAACCAUUUGUCUUUAAUGCCCGUGAAGAUUUGCAUCGAUGGAACCAAAAGCGCUAUGAGGCUCUUGGCGAGAUCAUUACUAAAUAUGUGUAUGAGCUCUUGGAAAAGGAUUGCAAUUUGAAAAAAGUCUCACUUCCAGUAGAUGCUACUGAGAGUGAACCAAAGAAUUUUAUCUUUAUGAGUGAGGAUGCAAUGACUAAUCCAGACAAACUGAUGAUUUUAAUUCAUGGUAGUGGUGUUGUCAGGGCAGGUCAAUGGGCUAGAAGGCUUAUUAUAAAUGAAGAUCUGGACAGUGGCACACAGAUACCUUAUAUUAAGAGAGCUAUGGAUGAAGGAUAUGGAGUAAUAGUACUCAAUCCCAAUGAAAACUAUAUUGAAGUGGAAAAGACCAAAUCACAAGUGCAUUUAUCUUCUGAUGGUUCAGAUGAGCCAGCAGAAAAACGUGAAAGAAAAGAUAAAAUCUUCAAAGAAGCAAAGAAGCGGCGUGAUUUUUAUGAAAAGUAUCGUAACCCUCAGAAAGAAAAAGAGAUGGUGCCAUUAUAUAUCAGAGACAAUGGCUCUCCUGAAGAACAUUUAAUCUAUGUAUGGGAUCACUUCAUAACUCAUUCUGCAGCUGAGAACACAUUUUUUGUUGCUCAUAGCUAUGGGGGACUUGCCUUUGUUGAGCUGAUGAUUCAACGAGAAGCAGAUGUAAGAAAUAAGGUAACUGCUGUGGCGUUGACAGACUCUGUUCACAAUGUGUGGCAUCAAGAAGCUGGCAAAACUAUUCGGGAAUGGAUGAGAGAGAACUGUUGUAAUUGGGUGUCUAGUUCAGAACCAUUAGAUACAUCAGUGGAGUCCAUGUUGCCUGACUGCCCUCGAGUCUCUGCAGGUACUGAACGUCACGAGCUUACUUCGUGGAAGAGUCUCCCAUCUAUUUUCAAAUUCUUUACUGAAGCUUCAGAAGCAAAGAACAGUUCACCCAAAGCAGCUCUAACUCGGCGCUCCCACAGGAUAAAACACGAAGAGAUUUAAGAAGAGAGAGAAAGGACACACAACCACAUACAUCCGUGCAUACAACCACGUACACCCGCAAAUACACCCGCGAGCUCACACAAGCGUCCCUUAACUGCUUAUUUUCGGCAAGCAGACUCCCAGCCCCUCAUUAGAUUGUUUUCUUCCCAGAGCACAGGGUCGUGAUGUAUACAUCUAAAUAGCGUUUUGCAUUAUUUCUAGAUGAGUGCAACUGUCAAAGCAAUAUGGGUUCACUGGUUGUGCUUCCUGUGGGCUGUAGCUUGGAUUUCGUGCUGCCCAUCAGUGCGCAGAUUAAGGCUGACAGCGGUACUGCACAGUGCAGCAUGGUGCAGCUCUAAUUGCCCUGACAUAGCCCUGCACUGAAAUGAUGGCAGAACUUAACAGUUUCUUCGUGGUCCUAUUGCCUGCAGUAUUUUCUGCUGCUUUGGAAAAAAAACAUAUACACAUAUACAUAUAUAUACAUACACACAAUAUACAUAUAUAUGUAUUAUGUAUGUAUGUAUACAUACGUACAUAAUGUGUAUGUGUAUACAUCUAUAAAACAUUUCACUUUUUUUUCCUUUUGGACAGCAAACUUUUAUAAACUUAAAAUUUGAGGUAGAUUUUUCUUCAUAUAUAAUUACUUUAAAUAUCUCUGACAUGGUGUUAUUUGUUUUACUUUGGGGAUGAAUCCUAAACUUUAAGUUAAUAGCACAAAUGCUUUAUAGUUAUAUAGAUUUGUAAGUGUAAACUAGACCCUCUAAACACAUAAAAUCUGUUUUUCUUUAAGAGACUAGAGAAAACUGGCUGAAGAUCUAUCGAUUUCUAAACCCACUUUAUUCUAUUAGAACACCUAUGGACUUGAAAAUAAAUAAAAUUUUUAUCAAGUCUGGAUAGUGAAGUAAGGAAAAGACAAAGUUUGAAAUGUAAAUCAAAUGAAUAAUUCUUGGAAUGUGUAUGUGUGUAUAGACACAUAUAUGUUUAUAUGUAUGUGUACAUAUGCAUUUUUUGUUUCCCAUUUUAUCAUGUUUAGAUAUAAUUUUUUAGAUAUAAUAGGUUUAAUCAAAUUCUAAUUUAGGUUAUGCACUGGAGUUUCACUUUUUAAACUUCAUCUUGUUGGAAGUUUUUAAUCCUAAAAGAAAUAGUUUGUUUUGAACAAAUUUCAUGGAACAGAUGCAUCUGACUUUUUUGAGACAGGAUUUUUGAAUGGCAUCAAAAAGAUUAAUCUGUGCACCCAAUUCUUUUCCUUUUAUAGGACUAUAUUAGGCUAGCACUAUUCUUUUAGUCUAUUUAGGAUUAAAGAAUAGGGCUCUGACUGAAAAGUGAAGAGUUAGAAUGAAAGAUUUUCUCUUCUUGAUCCAAUAGUAUCUUUAGAUAUGCACUUGCUUUUUGAGGAUCUUCUCUAAAAUUUCAAUUGCUCUGUAAUCAGAUCCAGAUGAGAUCUUUACAACACUGUGACAUACCAGAACUAAAAUAAAUCAAGAUUUUUCUGAUAAUUUUGAUUGAAAUAUUUUAUUAUAGCAUGUUGAGUUUAUAAUUGCUGUAAAAAAAGUCCAUUAUCUAAGUGAAAGUUCCACUUAUACUCUUAAUGAAGAUAGUUUUGUCAUUAAAAUAUUACUACAGUAGAAAUUUCUGUCUUAUUUGAUGACAUAAUGAAGCACACCUCAAAUGUCAUAAGACCUAGCUGGGUAAAAAAAAAAAAAAAAUCAAUUGGAAUCAUACAUUAUGUGCUCAUAUCAGCAAAUUUUGAAACUGCUAAUGUCUGAUACCGUGUCUGGAAUGCACAUACACUAAUUAAUUCUUACUGUUUUGAUGAUGGCAAAUUAAAGUGAUCUUUUCUUCAGUGGUCCUGUCUGCAUAUCCUCUGAUGUUAUUAGAGCAAAGACAAAACGGAGGAAAAUCAAAAUGAUGUUUUAUCCAACUGCUGUGUAGCUUCAAAACACACUGCCCAACAGUGUCCAACACGUUGGUCUGUGAUGUUGACCCUUUUUAUCUGAUAAUUCCCAGUUUUUAGAGCUAGUGGAAGAACUCCGGAAAAUGGUGGCAUCCUUCAGUGAGAUGAUUUAAACAAUUAAUAUAAACUGAAUAUAUUUUUUAUAAUGUUUUGUUCUGUGCUACUUUUUCAACAUAUGAAAAUAUUCACAAAAACGUGAUUUGUAUCUUUUUUUUUUCUUAAAUAAAACUUGUAGGAUGCUAAAUUCUGAAAGUUCUUGGCAACCAAAUUAGGGAAUAGUACCAGUACUAUCCUCCUAAUCACUCUUGUCCUGCUCUUCUUCAUUCUCACCUUCCUUUUGAGUUGUAACUGGAGCCAAUCACUGCAUAAUUGCCUUGAAGGUUGUAAAACCUUGGGGUAUGUUGGAGUUUUUUAAUAUCCAUGGAGAGCUAUUUGAAAACUUUUGUUUCCUUAAGUAGGUCUGGGAUUGAGACUUGAAGAGGAAAUGAAGCAUCUGAAUAGACUAAACUUCCUAACUUGUUGAUUAUAAGUUUGUGAUGUAAAUGUGAUAAUAAUGUUCACCUUUUUUUAAUGCCAAUCUAUGAUCCAGUUAUUCCCUCCUGCCUGGGUCAAAUACAUGUUUCAACUUUUAUAUCUUCCCUUCUUUGGAUUUUGUUAAUUGAAUGUUUAAGUGGGAAAGGAUUUAAACUUAAAAUGUGGUCUUUAUAUCAUUAGUUAUAUACUCAGUUCAAAAACUAACAUUAUGAAAAAAUAGGAACUGUUAGAUCCUAUGUGUUGAAACUAAGAAAACAUAUAAUGUUUUUGAGAUUCUCUCAGCGUGUCUGACUCUGAAAUUCAGUACAUCUUUACAAUUUUUAGUGGAAAUACAAAUAUGCCUUUAAUUGUGUUUACUACCCUUUUCUCAUUUUUCUCAUGCUCUGAUCUCUGCUGACGUAUUGCUUAUACAAAGAGCUGUAAAGCAAGGGCAUUGCCUAUGAAUUAUAUAAAUCUGCUAAUGUUUUCAAAAUAAAGGGGUUCCCUUUCCAUGUUCA
Messenger RNA from Antechinus flavipes (yellow-footed antechinus), 4332 nucleotides. RefSeq names its product family with sequence similarity 172 member A (gene ARB2A). Lineage: Eukaryota; Metazoa; Chordata; Mammalia; Dasyuromorphia; Dasyuridae. The record is from RefSeq and is a predicted model, not a curated record. Gene Ontology annotation, cellular component: nucleus. Gene Ontology annotation, biological process: regulatory ncRNA-mediated heterochromatin formation. The coding region runs from base 118 to 1368 and encodes 416 amino acids. Gene Ontology annotation, molecular function: siRNA binding. The transcript is spliced from 11 exons.